Messenger RNA from Neodiprion fabricii, 2658 nucleotides. Its product is annotated as dnaJ homolog subfamily C member 11. Gene Ontology annotation, biological process: cristae formation. The transcript has 8 exons. NCBI's taxonomy places the organism in Eukaryota, Metazoa, Arthropoda, Insecta, Hymenoptera, Diprionidae. The record is from RefSeq and is a predicted model, not a curated record. Bases 120 to 1805 code for a protein of 561 amino acids.
CGGUCUCCGAAUAUUUCCGAUUUCGUAACCUACGAUACUCAGCAGAAGACUUGGAGAUAGAUAAUACUUCUAGUGCCGUAAGAAAUACUUGGGCUAAUUGUAAUUUUGAAAAGUUCAAAAUGGAUGACGACGGCGAUCAAGAUAAUGUGAUCGAAGAAGAUUUUUACACUUUUCUGAACGUACCAAGAAAUGCAACUGCCGAGGAAAUCAAUAAUGCGUAUCGCAGACAAAGCAGACUUUAUCAUCCCGACAAGCACGUCGAUCCAGUCCUGAAAAGAGAAGCCGAAACUCUCUUUACUCGUACGAAAAAAGCGUACGAAGUGCUCAGCGAUGCGCAUCAAAGAGCAAUUUACGAUUCCCUUGGUACGCGUGGUCUGGAAACUGAAGGUUGGGAAAUAGUCCAAAGAGCUAAAACGCCCCAAGAAAUAAGAGAAGAGUAUGAACGUUUGGCGCGAGAAAGGGAGGAAAGGAGGCUUCAACAACGGACAAACCCAAAAGGAAAUGUCACAGUCAACAUCAAUGCUACGGAUAUAUUUAACAGAUAUGACGACGAAUACGACGACAUCAGUGACCGAAUAUUUCCAACAAUCGAGGUCAGUGGGAUGUCGUUCAGCCAGUCUAUCGAGGCUCCUCUCACCCUUAGAGAUACGGUGACUAUGUCGGGCCAGCUGGGUACACAGAAUGGGACAGGAACAGGGUCUGUGAAUGUUUCGGCAAGACGAUUAAUAUCAUCAAAGGGUUGGCUUGAGUUGGAUGUUGGUGCGGGUAAUGGGCCGAUGUUAUCUCUCAAGGGGUUCAGAACGUUAACAAAAAGGCUGUUCUGCAAUGGCGCCACUAUUCUCCAGUUCACGGCUCAUGGGAUAAGGCCCGGUCUUGUAGGAACCUUAGCAAUGCAAUUGGAUAAGCAUGCCGUUGGAUAUCUCACGUACAGAGCUGGAAUACAAAGCGCGAUGAGCACAAUGAUUGUGAGAGACACGUCUAUGUCUCAUACAUCAUUUACAAUGCAGUUUGGGAUGGUUCACUCUUACAUCAGUCUCAGUUAUACUUAUAAAAUGGAAGAAAGACAGCUGAAACUACGUGGAUGUGUUAAAGCUGGUACCUUUGGGGCUUUUCUCGAGUACGGUGCUGAAAAAAAAGUGUCCCAGCACAGCUCUCUGUCAGCCUCUGUCUCAGUUGGCGUACCUACUGGAGUGAUAUUGAAAAUAAAGCUGAGUCGAGCGUCACAAACAUAUUCAUUUCCCAUACAUUUGUGCGAGGAAGUUGUACCUGCUCCAGUUUUUUACGCAACUGUCGUCCCGUUGAUAACUUGGACUGUGAUUAAAAAGCUAAUUAUAGAUCCUGUUGUCCGAGAGCAAAAAGAACGAGACAAAGAGAAGCAGAAGGAAUUGAACAAGACUAGGAUGCUCGAAAAGCAACGCGAAGCCAAAUCAGCUAUAGAUCUCAUGAAGGCAACUUUUAGCAGAAUUAGAUCAGAGGAGGAAGCCAAACGGGGGCUUGUCAUUACUAAAGCACUUUACGGAAGAUUUGUCUACCCACAAGAACGCGCUCCAAGGGAUGACGACAAUGGGCCCAGAGACGAAGUCAUAGAUGUUACUAUUCCUCUUCAAUGUUUAGUCAAAGACUCUAAACUUGUACUACACAACGCGUCCAAGAGUCAGCUACCAGGAUUCUACGAUCCUUGUGUUGGAGAGGACAAACAGCUCUUGUUGCAAUACUUAUUCCACGCUCAAACACAUGAGUGUAUUAUAAAAGAUGCUGAGCCUCUCAGAAUACCCAAACAAUCGCACAGAGUGAACACCACAUGACGCAAAAGACUCCAACACAGAGUCAAAAAAAGUGACUGUAAAGCUGGGUGGUAAUGCACGUUAGUUUCUUGACAUUUUGUUGAUACUGACAGUUCAAUUUGCGAGAAACAGAGUAGCGUCAUUGAAUAUUUAGUAACGAUUCAUUAGUAACGCCUUGUAUUAUAAUUCAACGUUCCUUUAUUCAAUUCGAAGAUCUAAUCUUAUAUUUGACGUUUACAAGCGUGGAAGAUUAAUUUUUUCUAACUUCGCUAGAGACAACUAACUUUGUUCACUGGCAUAUGAGGCGAUGAAAUAAUAUAAAUUGUACUUCCAUGAAUGAAUUGAUCUUUCAUCAAAUUUUUAUGCAUAUUUUACAUAGUCAUCACUUGUUCCCGAGUAAAUGAAUAGGAAAAUAUUUUUAGAAACUGUUAGCUUUAAAUUCACACCAAUGUGUGACAAUUGCAGUGCUGUAUAGUUGAUCAACGACGCACGCGAUUAUCGAACACAAACUUCAGUUCACAUUGCAGGACAUUGGUGUGUAAAUUCUAUAAAUAGUUCUUUAGAGCAAGUUAUAACGCAUACAUUGUUAGACUGCCACCAGGCAGAAUGUUAUGAAAGGAACACUUGUUACUAUACAAAAACGACUGUUUCUUGAAAUGAAAAUACAUAAUUGUUAAAACAUCAAUCGAUGCUGCAUUGAUGCCACAUUGGCGGUGAGUGCAUCAUAUAUUUAUAGACAAAUUAAUAUUUUACCGUCACAUUUCAUUGGUAAUUGUAAUAGCUGAUUAAGAAGUCAAGCAGAGGUCGGUGCUUGUUCCAAGUACUAGAAUAUUCUCAAAGACGAACUCCGAGACUAACAUUUUUUUCUGGUAAA